Pleurotus ostreatus (oyster mushroom) is the source of this 1257-nucleotide messenger RNA. RefSeq lists its product as uncharacterized. Gene Ontology annotation, molecular function: acyltransferase activity. Lineage: Eukaryota; Fungi; Basidiomycota; Agaricomycetes; Agaricales; Pleurotaceae. The record is from RefSeq and is a predicted model, not a curated record. Bases 1 to 1257 code for a protein of 418 amino acids. The transcript is spliced from 6 exons. Gene Ontology annotation, cellular component: endomembrane system.
AUGGCAAGCACGAAUCUCCAGCUUCACGAGGUCCCAGUAGCUGACAGACCGCCCACCCCAUGGCUGCGAAGGCUCAAGGCCAUCCAGUUCAUCCUCAUAUUCGAUCUCGGAUGUCUUCUCAAUAACGCAUGCCAUUUCAUGCUGUUGCCCAUCCGAAUUCUUCCUUUUCGGUGUACAAGGGGAUUGUACGACGAAGGGAUACGGUAUACCAAGGGUGCAUUUGGGUGCCUCCUGAUAUUGGCAUGUCAAUGGUUUGCCCCUACUACCCUCAGCAUAACCUUUGAAGAGCAAGGUCAAGGACGUCUUACCAAGGAUGAAAUAGACCAGAUCGUGUCCCGCGACGAAAGUGGCAAGGUCAUCGGACUUAAACUGCCCAAGAAGUCAGUUCUAAUAGCCAACCACCAAAUGUAUGCCGACUGGUGGUACGCGUGGUGCCUCGCUUAUUUCAUGGAUGCACAGAAGGACGUCUUUAUCGUCCUCAAGAAGAGCCUGAAGUGGCUUCCAAUUGUUGGCUGGGGCAUGCAAUUCUUUAGGUUCAUUUUCUUGGCCCGCUCUUGGGCAUCCGACAGAGUAGCACUUGCAAGACAGUUGUCAAGACUUGGCAAGCAAGCUCAAGAAGAGGAUAAACCGUUUCUAUUCUUGCUCUAUCCUGAGGGGACGCUUGUCAGCAAAGACACAAGACCGAUCAGUAAGAAGUUCGCUGAGAAACAAGGGAUAUCUGACAUGAAGCAUACACUUUUACCGCGGUCAACGGGCCUGCAUCACAGCCUGCGGUCAUUAGUUCCCCGUAUACCGCGCUUGAAACUUAUCGACGCCACGGUUGUUUACCCUGGUAUUCCACCAAUGGGAUACGGGCAAACUUAUUAUACUCUGCGUUCCAUCUUCAUGAACGGUGUCCCACCUCCGGUGAUUCACAUCCAUCUCCGGGUAUUUGACGUGGGCGAGGAGGUCCCUAUCGGAGACUUGUCGAAUAGUAACCCUUCAGCAUUGCCAAAUCUUUCAAGUAGUAAGAAGAUCGCGGAGACGGAUAUUCCGGAAGCUGAGAAGAACGAGUUCGACUUAUGGCUCAGAAAUCUAUGGCGGGAGAAGGACCUGAUGUUUGACGCGUACCACUCCGCGAAACGGUUUGCUUCGGGGGGAACAACUGUGCCAGUGGAGAUUCCCGUUCGGCUACGGAGCUCUCGCGAAGUUUGGGACGCAUUUUGUUUCUUCCUGCCCGUGGUGUUAGUGACAUAUGUAUGGCGUAGGUUCGUGUAG